Sabethes cyaneus is the source of this 2805-nucleotide messenger RNA. Its product is annotated as membrane alanyl aminopeptidase. The transcript is spliced from 6 exons. Gene Ontology annotation, cellular component: cytoplasm. The record is from RefSeq and is a predicted model, not a curated record. The coding region runs from base 1 to 2805 and encodes 934 amino acids. NCBI's taxonomy places the organism in Eukaryota, Metazoa, Arthropoda, Insecta, Diptera, Culicidae. Gene Ontology annotation, molecular function: zinc ion binding; peptide binding; metalloaminopeptidase activity. Gene Ontology annotation, biological process: peptide catabolic process; proteolysis.
AUGCAGGGAAGGUUGUUAUUUCUAUUUGCUGCGACCUUCUGUAGUGUGGUGUCAAAUCCGAUUGAUUUAUUCGAGCCAGUUCUCUUCGAGCAGGAAGUCCCUCGAGCAGAGCUCGAAGAAUACCGUUUGAAUGAAGACGUUUGGCCAUCACAUUACGAUGUAGAGUUGACCCCCUAUUUUGAGGAUGAAGCGGAACACGAGGCUUUCACAUUUGAUGGAAUUGUCUCUAUCAAAUUAAAACCGUCGAAAGUUGGAGUAACCAAUAUUGCUUUGCAUGUAGCUGAAAUUAAUAUUACUUCUUUGAUAUUGAAUCAAGCCGACAACAAUGCCGUUAUAUCGACCGGGCAAACCAGUUACAAUGAGGACACGGAAAUUCUUACCAUACCCAUCAAUGCACCCUUAGGAGAACUUGAUUACUUGUUAAAAAUCAACUACGUUGGUAUAUUGUCAAGUGAUAUGCGAGGUUUCUAUAGAAGCUAUUAUAAAGUUGGUGAUAAAAAUGUGUGGCUGGCAUCCACUCAAUUUCAAACGACUUCGGCAAGACGAGCAUUUCCUUGUUUUGAUGAACCAAAAUUCAAAGCAACGUUUCAGAUCAAAAUCAAUCGACCACAAAAUUUCCGUUCCUUCUCAAAUACUGAAAUAAAGUUGGAAAGCGAUUUAACCAAUGGACGCGUUCAAGAUGAGUUCGAGAGAACACCGGUGAUGUCCACUUAUUUGGUGGCAUUUAUAGUUGCUGAGUAUGAGGUGAAUUACAAAGAUGGAAUGGGCGUACUUGCACGACCAGAAGCUAUGAACCAAACGGACUACAGUCUACAAGUGGGAAUCGCAUUACUGAAACAAUUGGAAUCAUGGAUUGAUUACCCGUAUACUUCUGUUGCCGAAAUGACUCGUAUGUAUAUGGCAGCAGUUCCAGAUUUCUCUGCUGGUGCAAUGGAGAACUGGGGUUUAUUGACUUACCGUGAAACAAAUAUACUUUAUAGAAGUGAAGAUUCAACCAGUCUGCAGCAGCAACGAAUCGCUGCUGUUAUUUCACAUGAAAUUGCUCAUCAGUGGUUUGGUGAUUUAGUAACAUGCGAAUGGUGGGAUGUAACGUGGCUUAAUGAAGGUUUUGCUCGAUACUUUCAAUAUUUUGGAACGGCGUUAGUAGAGCAAAACUGGAAUUUAGACUAUCAGUUUGUCAUUGAACAACUACAAGGUGUCAUGCAGAUGGACAGUUUGGAAUCUACUCAUCCCAUGACUCACAAUGUAUAUACACAAUCACAAGUGAGUAACAUUUUCGAUAACAUAUCGUACAAUAAAGGGGCCGUAGUAUUAAGAAUGGUGGAACAUGCCAUAGGUACCGAAAAGUUUCAAAAUGCCCUUAGAAAGUAUAUAAAAGAGCGAGAGUUCAAAACAAGCCGACCAGACAAUUUAUUUUCGGCUCUCAAUCAGCAUGGAGAAGCAGCUAUUAGCGAUUUCAUGGAACCGUGGACUAUUCAAUCUGGCUACCCGUUGGUAACUGUUACUGGAUCUGAGGACGGAUUUUCUAUCAUUCAAAAAAGAUUCCUGCUAAAUAAUAUGAGCCAUAUUGAUCAGUCGCUGUGGCCUCUUCCUAUCACAUAUGCGACUAAACAAGAGGAUUUCCAAAAUACGAAGCCAACAGUUGUUGACACUCGAGAAUAUAAAAUCCCUAUUAGCAAUGCAUCGCAGUUACCAUACUUUAUACUCAACAAUCAGCAGGUCGGCUAUUACCGUGUAAACUAUGAUACUGCCAAUUGGGAUAAAAUUAGUGAUGCACUUCGGUCGGAUAACUUUAGUGGAAUACAUGUUUUGAACAGAGCCCAAGUAGUGGAUGAUUUGUUCAAUUUAGCUCGUGCAGGAGAAGUAACAUACGAAUCUGCAUUGGAGAUUCUUGAUUAUCUACAAGCUGAAACGGAAUAUCCGCCAUGGCUAUCAGCAAUAAAUGGUUUAACCAUUCUUUCGCGCAGGAUUCAUCCAGAAGACGAGGAAAUGUUUGCGAAAUACAUUAUCCAGUUAUUCAGUAAGGUCUACGAUAUGGUAAAAUUUCAAGCUCCUAGUGAGGACGAAAGUCGACUAACUACUUAUUUGCGAAUAAAUGUUCUUCAAUGGACUUGUAACUACGGUCAUUCGGCAUGCAAGGAGGCUGCUGUAGAAGAAUUCAGACGGUAUUUUAAUAAUACUGCUGUAAAAGUUCAUCCGGAUCUUCGUCAAGUUGUCUAUUGUGAAGGUAUUCGUCAGGGAACGGAGGAGCACUUUGAUUUUCUGUGGAAUCAAUAUCUAACAACAAAUAUGGCCACUGAACAAAUUCUUAUUCUCCAAGGACUGGGUUGUGCUCAGGAGAAGGAACAAAUUUUUAAAUUAAUGGACGCAAUUAGCUCCGAUGAAAUCAGACUACAGGACAAGAGUACGGCUUUUUCGUAUCUUCUGGCAAAUCCUUAUACUCUCGAUCAUCUUUCUGAAUACCUUCGAACGUACUAUGUGAGAUGGGCAGAUGCGCAUGGAUCGUAUAUGAACGUGGCGUCGGCAUUCAACAGUCUAUUAGCUCGUAUGAAAACUGAUGAGCAAAUGUUGAUUGUGCAGUCAUUCGCUAAACGAAAUGAGAAGGUGUUCGGCGAGAAUGCUUAUAAGUCUAUUUUGCAAGGCAUCGAGGAUUUCGGAGCUAAUCAGGAGUUUGUGGAGAAAAACCGCCCAGCAAUUCGUAGUUUUCUCGAAGUGAAAACCAAAUCUUCUAGUCCAAGAAUAACAGGCGUGGGCCUGACUGUUUUGAUUGGUGUUGUUAUUACUAGUUUACUGGAAAGACGAUAG